CCACGUAUACCUAGUGUGAGAUGGUCAAUCUACAAAAAAUACUUUUAAUUCACAAAUGAAUUAUGUAGAUAAUGAGCGAAAACUGAUUAAAGGAAAUCCAAAACAAUCCAAAAAUUAACAGUCACGAGCUGACCACACGGUACUUGACUCAAUCACGUCUGUUAUGACGGCGCAUACACUUUUCUUCGAGAACUUGAGUACCAAACAAGAAAGAAGUUAAGGGGAAGAGGGAUGCUUGAAGUGAAGAAAAUUGCUGAUUCGUGAAUCUCUGGAGACAAUGUCAGCACUAGUUGACUUGUCUUCGUCAGGACAGAAGCAUUGCCUUGAUGAAGAAAAGUCCACUUGUAAAAACGUUGGCUUCAGCGACAUUUCCGGUUAAACGAUUUCUCAAAACAUCGAGUACAAUACAAGUAUUUCCGUGGCAGCAUUAGAAGUAAAGACCCACGAGGUUUAAAACUGGUUACACGCAUUUCUGCGAAGUGGGAGGAGCCUGUAGUUGCUUCACAUCAUUUGAACUACACUGAAAAGUAAAAGAUGUAUAAAUUGUGUAACAGAACCACAAAGCACUCAAGCCUUUCAUUAUAAGUAUUUCGCCAUCAGCAGGUCGGCUGUAGUCAUAACGAAUUCUUCUAGCGACACUGAACUUAUGUCAGUCCCGUCAGGCUUCCAGAGAGCUUGGGCUCCUCAUGCGCUCAUGCAAAAUGAAUACCUGCUCAAAUAAUAGAAUGAAAUACUUGUGCUCACCCGUUGUCACUAGGAAACGUAAACAUUCUCGGAAUUGGAAAUCCCAGGGUUAAAACACCACAGAGCCGCACAAGGCAUAUGAUGCCCCGAUUUAGCCAUCUUCGUCUACUGCUUGGUUGAUCUGCUCGACGUGGCUUGCUGCGGCUUCUAUUAGCUGAAGGUCUCAUCAAAUAUCUUAUCUAUCCCAUAUUAAGCCAAGCCAAGUAGUUUUGCUUCACCAGGCCCAGCGAGCCAGUCAUGACCAUGUGAUCAAACACGACUGCGCCCGUGUACCGCUGCAGAAAAUAAUCUAUAGCAGCAGUAAAAAAAAAAAGAACUGUACUAUGGGCUACGUCGUCUGACAAGUAUAGCCAGACAGCGUAUAGUCAGAGCCUAGGAUGGGUCAAGAGGAGAGCGACUUCGUAAUCAAACUGCGAUUCCGUAAUCACAUGCUAAUGAACCGCCGGGUGAAUUGAUCUCGCGUUGUUGGUAGAAAAUACAGUAAACUGCAAGUAUGCGCAGAAACUGGGCACGGAUGGACCACGGGUGGUGUACGAGGGCUCCGUGGCUGCAGGCAUUGCGGAAGCCGUGCAUCGGGCCGGUGGGAUCAUGUCUCCCCAGGAUCUUGCCGACCACAUAAAUUCCACGGAGCCACUCGAGAUGGAGCCCAUAUCAACCACGUACCGAGAUGUCGCAGUUCACACGACGCCGCUUCCUACACAGGGCGCCGUUCUACUCCAGGUCCUCAAUGUCCUAGAGGAAGUUGGGAUGAAAGGCCUGCAGCAUAUUCCAGGACAACUCGAGCAUGUCGUCAUUGAAGCACUUCGCCACGCUAUGAGUGACGGGCUACGACACAUUGCUGACCCCGCGACAGGAGGUUCGAUCCAAGAGAUGAUGUCGCAAAAACGUGCACGAGAUUGCGCUGAUAUGGUGAAACUCGAUCGAAGAGCAGAAGUGGCGUAUCCAGAAGCUUCACUCCCAUGUGACUCUUCUAGUACCACAUUUCUGGCGGCAGCUGACGAGACUGGAAACGUGUGUGCAUUGAUUGGGAGCCUCUCGCAGUUUUUCGGUUGUGCUGUUGUCGAAGAACACGGAUUUCCCGUUCAGGUUAGAGGAGCGGGAUUCAACACAGUGCCGGGGCACCCAAAUUGCUUCGGGGGACGCAAGAAACCCUACCAUUCCCUCAUGCCUGUUAUGGUGACCGACGCACACUCGCAAGACUGGCUAGGUACGAUGGGCUGUAUGGGUGGCUUCGUACAGACAAGCGUCCUCACCCAGUUGCUCCUCAACAUCGUCGAGCUCGGUCUGGACCCGCAGCAGUCACUUUCAAAACCACGCUUCCUAAUUGGUUCUGCUUUAACUGCCAAUCCAGACUCCCCUGUCGCUUUGGCCCCGAGAUAUCCUGAGGAGGCGCAGGCUACUCUCGAACAGCGAGGUCACAAAAUAAUUCUACACACUGAGAAGCGAAGCUUCCUCCAGGCAGGCCACGCAAACAUUUUGGCUCGGGAGUCCCUUUGGUCCCCCAAGAAAAAUGAAGCUGCGGCCGCCGGCAAGAGCUCAAGUGGCAAUGGUUCCAUCUGGUGCGGUACAGAACCUCGCAUUAAUGGAGCUGCCCUCGGCUACUGAAGAAGGACCUUG
This is a messenger RNA of Rhipicephalus sanguineus (brown dog tick), 2361 nucleotides long. RefSeq names its product glutathione hydrolase-like YwrD proenzyme. The record is from RefSeq and is a predicted model, not a curated record. Lineage: Eukaryota; Metazoa; Arthropoda; Arachnida; Ixodida; Ixodidae. Bases 1333 to 2349 code for a protein of 338 amino acids. The transcript is spliced from 6 exons.